AUGGCCAUCAUGACCAGCGACACCGAUCUGGAACGUCGCUUCUACCAGGACUACAAACAAUGUUCAUUCGGCUUCGCCGUCGUCAAAGCUCGCGGCGUCUACGACGACUUCUCUCCAAUGGCCAUGAAGAACAACAUGCGCCGCCAGCUGCCCACAACCAUUGUCAAGCAAGUACUGUAUGGUGAUGACUUCCGCCAGGUCAAGCAAGAAGUAGUCAAGCUCUUCUUCAACGAAUUCUUCCACAACAAGGAUUUCAAGCGCGCCGUCAGGCACGUGAUUCUGGAGGCAUGUCGAUCUUUUCACGGUGAUGGCAAAGUCGUUCAUAACGUCGACUCGAUCGAAGUUACCAGAGGCGGCACUCAGACGCCGCGUUUGCUUCUUCUUCCACUAGUACAGCGGAUCGUGGAAGAACAUCUGCGCUUCGUGUACUCCCACGCAAUCGACCGCUUUGUGGCCUGUGGGUUCUUCUCAGGAGAAAAUGCCGACCGCGACUACGGCCACCCUGGCUCAGUCCUGCCGGUUGAGUCGAACCUGUCAUUUCAGGAAGUCAAGUCUACAAUGACCAGCACUACAGAGACAUCAUUCUUGACCUUGCCAGAGUACUGGAAGGUGUACCGCGAGUUCGAGAAGCGGCCGGAAGUGCUCAAGAGCCUGACGGACUCACGCUACGUGGAACUGUUGGACACGCAAAUCAUGAACGGCCAGAGCGAGAUCGCCACAAUCAUCAACCUAGACACCAUAACACAUAUCAAGAUACAGCCUGCUGCGCCCGCACUCGUUCACCCAAAAGACAUCGGCGAAGGCGGCUUUCCCGAGCGACUUUCCGAUCCGGCUCAGUACAGUGACGCAGCGCUAUGGCGAUACUGGAGUCCGGACUCAGCACACAAUGUUGCCACCAGAGGGCACAUAUUUGUCAUGAACCGGCCAUGCAUCGACCUGAAGAUCUCGCCGGAUGAGAAGACAAAGUGCUUGACCUUCAGGCCAAUGUAUCGCACGAUUCCGGAUCUCAAGUGUGAGGUGGAGCGCGUGGGUGAGCGGUGGGUUGAGGUCAAAGUGUAUCCUAGGUUGUUCAAUGUGAGGAGGUAA
This is a messenger RNA of Fulvia fulva, 1086 nucleotides long. RefSeq lists its product as uncharacterized. NCBI's taxonomy places the organism in Eukaryota, Fungi, Ascomycota, Dothideomycetes, Mycosphaerellales, Mycosphaerellaceae. The coding region runs from base 1 to 1086 and encodes 361 amino acids. The record is from RefSeq and is a predicted model, not a curated record. The transcript has a single exon.